AACAGUGUGCGUGUAUUGGUGAGAGCCGUUCGCCUAUCCACCUUUCUCGUCAGUCGAUAUUUCGUGACAGUGAAAAAUUUGCAAGCGCUCCGUGAAAAGUUAAAAAUUGCUGCAAUUAGCUGCUCCAUCAGCGCUGAAUUUGUGAUAAUUACUUUAUUUAUACACGAGCUCUUCACGAGUUGUAGAUUUUAUGUGAAAGUUGUGUUGGUUUGUGCCGCACGGUACAAUAGAGCGUGCCAUCUGAACAAGCAAUAGACGGGCUACGGCGACGUCAGAAGAGCCGAAGGGGACCGAUUAAAAGCUGAAAAGUUAAGCGUGUGGCUCAAAGCUAAUUUUGUCCGGUUUACAACAGAUAGCUCCGUAGUACAACACAUUCACUGCCGAUAUGGGUCGCAAGAAGAAGAAGGCGUCAAAGCCGUGGUGCUGGUACUGCAACAGAGAAUUCGACGAUGAAAAGAUUCUGGUGCAACACCAGAAGGCGAAGCAUUUCAAAUGCCACAUUUGUCACAAAAAGCUUUACACGGGUCCCGGGCUCUCGAUACACUGUAUGCAGGUGCACAAGGAAUCGAUCGACAAGGUUCCCAAUUCGCUUCCCAACCGGUCGAACAUAGUGAUCGAGAUUUACGGCAUGGAGGGCAUACCUCCGGAGGAUAUCCGCGAUCACGAAAAGCAGAAGAACGGCAACCGGUCCGAGUCGGAAGAGGAGGAACCAGCGCACAAGAAAAUGAAACAACCGGAAGCCUCCGUACCGCAGGGAAUGAUGCAGAUACAGAACAUGAUGCCACCCCAUCUGCAGGCGGCGUACGGCAUCAAUCCUAUGAUGAGCGCGAUGGGAGGCAUGAACCCGUACAUGGUCCCGCCAGGGAUGCAAAUGAUGCCGACGAUGAUGGCCACCGCUCCCCGGCCGCUUUUUCCAGCGGCUGCUGCUGCAAGUGCCGCUACCGUACCCACCACCUCCAAGCCGACCUUCCCGGCGUACAGUUCCGCCACGAUAAGUGCCCCGCCAACAACAAACAGUGCUAUCUCAGCUGCGGCAGCCAGCAAUAACAGCAAUAACGGACUGGGUGGUGGCGACGCUUCCAAGGGCGGAUCCGCCACGGUGCUACCGAACUCGGGCACCGCCACCUCCAAGAUUAUACACCCGCCGGAGGAUCUGAGCUUGGAAGAGAUCCGUGCACGGAUGCCUCAGUAUCAGAAGCAAAUACAGCAAGCCACCCAACAAAUGUUGCAGCAAAAGCAGCAGGAAAAGCAACAGGCGCAGGUGGCGGCUGCAGUGGCGGCAGCUCAACAACAGCUACAGGCACAGGCUCAAGCUCAGGCACAACUAAAACAACACCAGCAGCACCAACAGCAGCAACACCAGCAGCAACAGCAACAACAACAACAGCAACAGCAGCAGCAGCAGCAGCAACAGCAGCAACAGCAGCAACAGCAAGCACAGCUUCAGCAGCUGUCGCCGUUUUCAUCUGCCGCAGGAACCGCCUCGAUCGUUUCCAACACGCAAACGACCGCCGUUAUGAAAGACAAUCGGAUGAUGUCGCCGCAGGAGCAAGCUGCUGUGAUAGCGCAUGCUCAUGCCGCCGCGGCCAACCACCACAAACAGAUCGAGGAGUUGAAUCGUGCAGCAAUGAUUCAACGAUUUCAGGCAGCAAACGCGGCUGCGGCGAAUGCUGCUGCAGCUGCUGCCAGCAGACCUGGAAUGCCAAUCGGAAUGGUUCCAGUAUCGCUCGGAGGUCCCGUCCCGCUAAUGCCACCAAUGAUGCGCCAAGGACUGGCGCUAGGCCCCCCGGGAAGUGGUAACUUGGCGCUCUUAGGUGGCAACAUGCUUCGUCCUGGUCCCCCCCAAAUGGGUCUUGGUCCAGUGCAAUGACGUCUCACAAAUUCGAGUUCAACGCACUCGAGACUUGCUCGUGCGCAAACUGUGUCCGCCCAAGGUGGAUUAAUUACACAGCUUCCGACCGUGCCGGGCAUGGGUGUAGUUUUUCCCGGAGCACCGAUGCUACCGAUGAUGCCGCCACGAUACCGGUGAUUGACUCAACCAGCGCUGCUAGCCCACGUUUCAGUUCCGCCACAGCGUCCGCUAAUGACGGCGGUAACAUACGGCUGCUUUACCACCAUUACUGCACCGGCUUCCAUUAUCGAUAAUCUAUCCGUAAGGUGUGAGUGAUCACGAUCAAGCCUGCUGCUUCAUCCAUGUGGCGCCAUAAUGUUGGCGGAUCAGAAGCUUAAUGCAACAACUUACCACAUAAUUUUACACUUGAUAAUGGUUUGGAGUAAUCGGAAAACCCGUGUAUGAUAUGGAGGAACAUGAACCAUGUUGGUUGUGACAGUGACCAGGUCUUCAGCAACAAGUAAAUUAGCAGCGGUAUGUGGUUUUUAAUUCAUUUUUAUAGCUAUACAUUGUAUAAAGGCAAGGAUCACACACACACAUUGUUCCGUGUGUGAACAACUUUUAAGGCAAUAAUUCUAUAGUAAUCCUUCAAUAUCCAAACCGGAAAGGUAAGGUGCAGUUGCAGUUGUGUAGAAAUGUAGGCAAACCCCAAAAAUGGAGAAAAGGAUACGGGACAACGACAUGUACGGCAACUGGCUGCAAUGCUCAAUCAUGUGAUGUUUACAUUGAAGAACACACUUAAUACACACCAAAGUAGAGCACCUAAUAACACCGACAGCUUAGGGCCAAGGGCAGAGCAAGUUGUGAGCUGAGACACGUACUUUUCUUUUUGGCAUGGCAUUGUCAAGGAACAUAAUGUUUCAUUUAGCUGUGUAAAUGUACUCGUUAUCGUAACAAAAAAAAAAACAAAACAAACAAAAAAAAAACGCAGAAAACAGCAGAUAAGCAAAUCUUACACAGCAUGCAUCAUGCAGAAUUGUUUGGUUGCGGUGACAUAGACAUAGCAGGAUAUGCUUUUCCAGUGUUUGGGAUAAUCGUUCCGUUCCGUGUGUAGCCGAUGUCGGUCGUACUGUCCUUUUAAUGAAUUAAUUUUUAUUAAUGGUAUUUGAAUCGUACCAGCAAUCCCGACCAUAUUACUAGUACAUAAUACUACAUCGUAGGGGAAGUACAAUGCCAUGGCAGCUGAUUCGCAGCAUUCGUAUAGCGGUAAUUAGCAUCAUCGUUUGUUAUUGUUGGUGUAGAAUUAAAUUUUGGUAUUCAAACUAACCCUAACCCUACCAGCCUUUUGCACACCCAAGGACGAUUUAAAAAGAAAAAGAAAACUACUAACCAACUCCCGUCGGCUUUAUAUAUGUACCCAAGACACCCAAGCUACCGACACCGAUAUAUAAUACUUAGCUGCAUUGAAUCAGGACUAGAAUAGAUUUGUGGUAGUGCGCUUAGAAUUCACUCUAGCAAUAACGUUGCCUGUAGUGCCUGAUAAUAUGGGGGCAUGGUGUUGCUACCCACAUCCCUACAUCCUAAUACGUUCAAAAUGGUGGUGAAAAGGUACACUUAAACUAACAACAACGGUUUUAUUGAAUUCUUGCUGGUGGAAGAACCAUCAUGAUUAUCGUCGACACGCGAUGGAUUAAGUUGCAUUCGUUUCGUAUUCCUAUCGAUUGGUUUAGUUUUGAUUUUAUGUGCGAUUCGGCAAUGGCACUUUUUUUUUAUUUGUGAUUCGGUAGAACUUUGUCUGGAUAGUGUUAUUCUUGGAUGUACAUUACGUUGUGAUUUGUAGUACGGUCGAUCGAAACCUUAUUAUGGCUUAUUUAUUUUGUGCGCUUCUGGUUUCUUGCCCCACAUCCUUUCCCUUCUUUUAUGUUUUUUUUUUUGUUUGGAUAACGAGUCAUUAAUUUCAUCUCAUCUACCUUUGUUUGGACUACCUUCAUCCAUACAGCAAUGGCUAAGCCACAGUGAAGUAUGAGAACUGCCACAAAGCAAAACAACUGCGAGCAUUGCGAUACUGAUACUGAUGUGGAUUAUAACACGUUUAGUCCUCCCAGGUUUACUUCCAUAUUUACAGUACCAUGCGUCCAUCACGGUGCAGUACCAUCAUUUCACGGCCGGCAGACCGAUCUGGAGCCGUAAAAAGCCGUACGUACAACCGAAUCAGGGAAGGGGAGCGAGAGAGGGAGAUAGAGAGAGUGUGUGUGUGUCGUAUGUUAGUAACUAGCAAAACAGUUUCGGUGGGUCGGUGGGUUCCUUUCGGCCUGGUUAUCCUGUUUAGUUGAAGCUUUACUAUGUUUACUUUUUGUGCUCCUAUUCCUGUCUGUAUGUUAUUCUGUAACCCCAUUAAAACCCCCCCCAAAAAAAAACCAACCUUACCGUGAUCGUGCAGGUGAUUGUCUUAAGAGUGAUGUGUGUCCCAAAAGGCGACGGUCGUCUACUCUUAGCAAUCACAAAGUUGAUGUUGGAUGGGCACUGUUCCGUUCCCACCCUUUGAACGGUAGGCUGCCUGUGCGCCCGCCAGUCUCAUCAAGGGUCGGCGACAUUGGUCGGAGCUUCCCUUAUAAGUAUCUUCUAACGAAAUCUGACCGUUUGUCACAUCAAUUUUGUUGAGUGGAAAGUCCCUUGCCGUGUGCGAUACUCGUCAGCAUCGCGAGGCAGGCGAAAUUGUCAUUCCAAUUUCACAGUUCCUCUUAUAUCCUGUUUACCUAGCAUUAAAUACAGUAUUUUGGUGGGAGUACAAGGAAUGGUGGGCAGGUGGUGUGAUACGUUUGGUUGUUGUAAGGGUGUAAGGUGUGGUGUAUUGUUUUCCGUUCCGAUGAUGCUAGUUAAACCUCUAUAGUCUAAAGCUUCUUUCAAUCACUAGAUGUGCGCUCUGGCAAUGCAGGAUGAUUAAUGGAUGAGUUACUUCUGAACACACUGAAAUGUUUUCACCCUGUAUGCAAUAGCUGUAAUAGUGCUGGUAACAUUUGUUCGUUGAUUGAGAUUUUAAUUUUUCGCUUCUCUAUCGUUCCAUAAGCCAUCCUCCAUUGCUCUGUUCUCGCCCUGUCUGCGUCAUUUGUCAGGCGUUUAUGGACACUUAACCUGUUGAAUUGUUUCAUACAAAUAAUGUAGUACUGUUGGCAGAACCUGCAACCUGAUUUCUUUCGGUUUAAUACACUCAAAUACCUGCAUCUUGUGGAACUGUUGGACUUUCCAUCCCCUGUUCGUGAUCGGCAAUUGGAGAUUACAAUCCUAGAUUUGCAACAUACAACGGUUUUUUGUUGUUAUCCUUUAUAGAGGGGGGUUUGAGCUGUAGUCUAUAUCGAUCUAUAUGUCUAACACUCUUCCUUUCUCUCUUUUCUCUCUCUCUCUCUCUCUCUCCUUUCUCCAUCCAUCCAUAUCUCGUGUGUGUUUCUCUUUAUCUGUUAUCCUUUUCUCUUUUUUCUAUUUCCUUUCUCAGUGGGUAAUAAGUGACAGUUGGUACGGUUUUUUUUUUGUAAAAGCAAGUUUUGUGCGGUGUGUUAAAGCACCAUCGGGCUUAUCGAUAAACUUUCAAACGCAGUCGUGUAAGCAUACUCUUUUUCUUAUUAGUUUUACCUACAAUCUUCAUCGGUAUACAUGUUUUUAGCUGUUGGUAAUCUUUUGGUUUAUCUUUCGUUUCGGGUGAUCGUGUCUGUUUGUGUGUGGUGGUCAUAUUUGGUAUUUGGGUUUGUUUUGUUUUGUGGCUUUGAUAUGCUUAACGAAGAAAACCCGGGAAGCGUGUAGAAUGGGUCACACGGUGUAGGAAGGAAUGCUCAUUGCAACUUUAUUUGGCAUUUUUAGUUUUUCUGGUGCAAAAGUAUGAGUUUGCUAUGAACUUGUUGCGCAUCCCCAAUUUUUACCACUAGGACAUCAUCCAAUACACACCAUCCGGUCUGUGUUCCAUGCUUGAUUAACAACUCCAGUUCAGUUUGUUUAGUUUCGCCACCUAACACAAGACAGUGUUGUUUCCUCCCCUUCGUUUUUCGUUUUUCCCCUGGAUUGGAAUGGUUGUUACGAGCUUGAGAAGCAUCAGCAUUGAGUAUUUUAUUUCACCUAUCAGACUGUGGGCUGUAAUGUUUCGGUUGUAUUUUCUCAAUGCUUUACCUGUACAAAGCUAUCAUUAGUUGUGUAAUGUUAGUGAACAAAUGCAAUGAUGAUAAGCGGAAAGUAAGCUCGUAAGAUUCAUUAUGAUACGCGUUAACAAUAUGCACUCAGCAUUCGGCUAUGGGUCAAUGUUUUUUUGUGUGUGUGUGCAGUACGUAAUGUAUAGCUUAAACAACAUCUCUAACCGUAGCACUUACCUGAACCAGGUGCCCGUUUCUGACGCACGCAUCUCACUACAACUACAACACACUCACAUCGGGAGUUUUGCAUUAUGUUUUCGAUGGUUUUUUGCGCGCGGGGGGAAAACUAGCCACAAUAUCCUUCUCCGUGACAGAAUGUUGGUGAAUGGUUGGUGAAAAAGCAAUGUAACUUAGUGCUGACAGUGGGGGAGAGCGUACAGUACACGAGUGUUAUCGUAGAACCAUAACUCACUGAUAGAACGAUUGAACGAUAAGCAACAAAUACUAGUGUGAGAAGCAAUUUACGGACGUAAGUUUUUAGUGUGUAUAUUUAUCAUUUUUUCGAUUGCAAUCGCCGUCUGCAUGUAGGUUGUAUA
This is a messenger RNA of Anopheles stephensi (Asian malaria mosquito), 6542 nucleotides long. It is a transcript of the gene BuGZ, whose product is annotated as BUB3-interacting and GLEBS motif-containing protein ZNF207. NCBI's taxonomy places the organism in Eukaryota, Metazoa, Arthropoda, Insecta, Diptera, Culicidae. Gene Ontology annotation, cellular component: nucleus. The coding region runs from base 386 to 1870 and encodes 494 amino acids. The record is from RefSeq and is a predicted model, not a curated record. The transcript is spliced from 8 exons. Gene Ontology annotation, molecular function: DNA binding.